GCACAAGUUGAAGCACGCGCUCGUUCAGUUUAGGAGAAGCAGUCCAGGAGCACCAUGGCGUAAGAAGCUGUCAUCGGUGUUCGGAGCGAAACAAACACAACAGCGGGCUUUUAUUCUGACAGACGGUUCGGUGUGACUGCUGACGCUCGGCCCAGCCUUUAGCUAGGUUUUCAUCUUUCUUCGUUACUUGUGGUGUUCGCCGAAGAGAAGCGGAGUUUUGACAGCUAGCGUUUACAUGCGCCGCCUGACCAUUAAAGCAGAGGCUAACGGACGCUUCCCCGGUGGGAGCUAGCUAUCGAUCCGUCGGCUAUUUCUGCGAGCUCUCCGUUCGCGGAGCUGUUAGCCGAUCGAUAAGAAGACAGCGUCGUUCCGUGAACUGUUGCUGUUUUCUACACUAUUACCAGACAGCCCUGCUGAUGCCAGUUCUAAUAUAACGUUACUCUGAGCCGUGUGCGUCGUUGGUAUUUGUGGGCGAGGAUCUGUUAGAAACAUGUCAGACAACCAGAGUUGGAACUCCUCCGGGUCCGAGGAAGAUUUGGAGCCCAGGGAGGACUGCGGGCAUCCCGUUAAUGUUGUUGAGUUAAGCGGAGUCCUCAGUAAGUGGACAAACUACAUCCAUGGCUGGCAGGACCGUUGGGUUAUGCUAAGGAACAACACGCUGAGCUACUACAAGUCUCACGAUGAGACGGAAUAUGGCUGCCGGGGUUCUCUCUGCCUCAGCAAAGCUGUCAUUACUCCUCACGAGUUUGACGAGUGUCGGCUGGACAUCAGUGUGAACGACAGCGUGUGGUACCUGAGAGCACAAGAUCCAGAGCACAGGAACCAGUGGAUCGACUCCAUCGAACUGCACAGGAGCAUCAGAGAGGGGAGGAGAGAGAAGGGAGGAGUCCAGGGAACGAUCAUCAUCCCUCCACCACUGGCUGACUCUGGAUAUGGCUCUGAGUCCAGUCUGCGGAGACACGGCUCCAUGCUGUCACUCACGUCAGCCACCAGCGGCUACUCCACCACCUCUACCUCCUCAUUCAAGGGUCACAGCCUCCGAGAGAAGCUUUCAGAGAUGGAGACAUUCAGAGACAUCCUGUGCAGGCAGGUGGACACGCUUCAGAAAUACUUUGAUAGCUGUGCAGACGCCGUGUCCAAAGAUGAGCUGCAGAGAGACAAAAUUGUAGAGGACGAUGAAGACGAUUUCCCGAGCACCCGUACAGAUGGAGAGUUUCUGCACAACAACGGCAGCAAAGAAAAAUUGUUCCAGUCUUUAAGUCCCAAAGGAAUCAACGGGAUAGACUUUAAGGGCGAGGCCAUCACGUUUAAGGCCACCACUGCUGGGAUCUUAGCCACCCUGUCCCACUGCAUCGACCUGAUGGUGAAGAGAGAGGACAGCUGGCAGAAGAGACUGGACAAGGAGAUGGAGAAGAGGCGAAGGAUAGAGGAGAGCUAUAAAUCAGCCCUCAGUGAGCUCAAGAAGAAGUCUCACUUUGGAGGUCCAGAUUACGAGGAAGGCCCAAACAGCCUGAUCAACGAGGACGAGUUCUUCGAUGCUGUGGAAGCGGCUCUGGACAGACAAGAUAAAAUCGAGGAACAGUCUCAGACAGAGAAGACAAGGAUCCAGCGGUCCAGUCCUCUUCCCCCUGAAGAUGUUUAUUCCUGCUCCGGCUCACACAGAUUUUCUGAGAAGCCUCAUAGUGAGGUAGUCAGGGCCCGUCCAAAAGAUGUCCACAGAUUCAGCACAGAGGUGGAGGAGAUGGUGCAGAAUCACAUGACCUACUCCCUGCAGGACGUCGGCGGGGAUGCUAACUGGCAGCUUGUUGUAGAGGAGGGAGAAAUGAAGGUAUACAGGAGAGAAGUGGAGGAGAACGGGAUUGUACUGGACCCGUUGAAGGCUACUCACUCAGUGAAGGGGGUGACCGGUCACGAGAUCUGCCACUACUUUUGGGACACAACGUACCGCAACGACUGGGAAACUACCAUUGAAAACUUCAACGUCCUGGAGACGCUGUCAGACAACGCCGUCAUCGUCUAUCAGACACACAAGCGGGUGUGGCCUGCAUCUCAGAGGGACGUGUUGUACCUGUCUGCUAUGAGGAAGAUGGUGGCCAACAAUGAGAGCGACCCAGACACGUGGCUGGUCUGUAACUUCUCAGUUGAUCACAACGACGCUCAGCCAACCAGCAGAUGUGUUCGUGCCAAAAUCAACAUCGCCAUGAUCUGUCAGACGCUGGUCAGUCCACCAGAGGGCGACAAAGAGAUCAGCAGGGACAACAUCCUGUGUAAAAUCACCUAUGUAGCCAAUGUGAAUCCAGGAGGGUGGGCUCCUGCCUCCGUGCUCAGGGCUGUAGCUAAGAGGGAAUAUCCCAAAUUCCUCAAGCGCUUCACCUCAUAUGUGCAAGAGAAAACUGCCGGCAAGCCAAUUCUCUUCUGAGACUUACAGGAAGAGGAGACGAGGACAGAGCUGCAUCUGAAGCUUGGAGGACCCUCGACCUGAAGAACAGCAGCUGCUUUGACACAAAAAGACAGGAACGUACCACUUUACCCGGGUGGAGGAAUCGAGUUAAUCCCCGACCCAAAUAGUCGGCAUUUUUUAUUUGGUAUAAUUCUUUCACCACGCUUCAGUUUGGGUUAGCGUUCCCCAGCAGCUCCUGAUGCUGCAUCAGGAGGCAGACGUUCAGGUUCUUCCUCCCUUUAGGCAGACAUUUACAUGUAAGUACGAACUGUAAGAAAUUUGUAAAAAAGAUUUAAAACCGUAGAUUUUAGACUAAAAUAUAUAUUUCACGUUUUUUUUUUCUUUUUGUUCAUUUCAAGCCUUCGUUGAAGCUGCUCAUAUUUCCCUGUCGUUAGGCCCACAGAGCUGUCUGUUAUGUGUUCCUCUGAUGAAUCCACCUGAUACCGGUGGUGAAGGAGGACCAAUCAGAUCAUCUGAAAUGUACAAAGUUAGCUUUUUGUUCAUUCUCAGUGUUGACGUUAAUAUUUCUGACAUUUUAAUCACCUGUAAAUAGUUCCGUUUGUGCUGAAGGUCUGCAAGCUUAGCCCGGAUGCCUUAGUGUUGUAGGAAACCGUAGCUCCAGAUGGGGUGAAGGUGGUGAAGUGCCUCAUGGCUGUGUUCUAGUUACCAAUGUUUUAUCCUCGUAAGUCUUCUCCAUUUCAUUUAGAAUGAUUUUUACUGCUGAAUUAACAAUGAGGUUUGUUUUUCGCUCCCAGAUGGCUGACAGGAUUGUUUUACAAAUUCCAGUAUUAAGAUUUCUGGUUAAGUUUCAGUUCAUCAUCCAGUUUUUGUCAGUAUUUAAUUAGUUACAUGUGGCCUGACGGCUACCAGUACCAGUUUUUUUUUUCCCACCAUUUAAAAACAUUAAUACAUGAUUGUGUAUUUUCCACGAGUUUAGUGUGUGUAAGUUUUAGUCAGAAUGGUGUGAAACUACAGCCUUCUAGUUUUUCUGCACUUUUUCCUUUGUUCUGCCAGACCUCUAGGUUGUCAUCAGCCUUUGGUUUUGUUGCUAAAGGAGACUAAAUGAAGCCAGAUGAUGCUCAGCCUUCCAGCUAAGUGGAACGAUGCCAGAUUUAAGCUCUCAUCUAAAACGAAUGUUUCCAACAUGAGUUAUACAUCUGAAUGUACGUAAACCUUUUUUUGUUAAUUACUUCAAAUUCUGUGGGAUCAUCUAAAUGAGCUCACGUGGCCUCUCUUCUGCCCCGUUUUCAAAGUGAAAUAAAUAAAUGUUCGCUCUAGUUUUCCA
This is a messenger RNA of Nothobranchius furzeri (turquoise killifish), 3725 nucleotides long. Its product is annotated as ceramide transfer protein. Gene Ontology annotation, molecular function: lipid binding. NCBI's taxonomy places the organism in Eukaryota, Metazoa, Chordata, Actinopteri, Cyprinodontiformes, Nothobranchiidae. The record is from RefSeq and is a predicted model, not a curated record. Gene Ontology annotation, biological process: ER to Golgi ceramide transport.